UUCUGUUUUGCAUUUGCAUGAGCCACACAGGGGUGCCGCGUCAAGCAACAACGAAGUUACAUCUCCUUGAAUAAAUUCCCAAUCAUAUAUAAAGGAAAGUCUAUAACAAAAUAAUCAUCUAAAAUGACCCGUGUUUUAAGUGCAUUCGUUUUGGUCGCAUGGUGCGGUCUGUGUUUCGCACUUGACGAUGAUAUUGUACUACCAUCUGUUGAAUUUAAGCCUAUUAAAGAACUUGCUGCUGAUAUACCGACCUGUAGCCAAAGCGAUAACAACAUCAAUGAGUGCAUCAAACAAGGAUUCCAGGAGCUGACGCCGCGCCUUAAAUAUGGCAUUAGCGACUUGAACAUACCAUCAAUGGAUCCCUUCCAGUUGGGCAAGAGUUCGUACAAUUAUAACUCGGGUAUACUUCAGGGUCGCAUCGCGAUGAGAGAUGUGCGGAUUCACGGCCUGAGCGAGGGCAUUGUCGACAAGGUGGAUUAUCGACAGAAGGACAAGCGUGUGCGCCUAGAUCUGCUCAGCCAUGUGCCGCAGAUGCUGGCGGAGGGCAGUUACAAGGCGGACAUAAAAUUGAAUGACAUGAAGCUAACUCCAAAGGGCACCUUCAACAUUACCCUGACCGAUGUCAGCAUGAAAACGCGCGCCUUGGGCGAACUAUACGAGCGCGACGGUCAUACCUAUGUGCGUCUGACUAAGCUUGAGACUGAGCCGAAAGUCGGCAACAUGCGCAUCUAUGCCAAUGGUCUGGUGCCUGAUCCAGCGUUGAAUGAUGUCAUACUAGACUUUAUAAACCAGUACUGGCGCCAGCUGUAUCAAGCUAUGCUGCCCGAGACAAUGGCCACUUGGUCGCCCCUCUUGCUGAAAGUGGGCAAUGAUUUCUUUGAUGCCCUGCCCUUCGAUUUGAUUGUCACCAAGAACUGAUUUGGUCUUCAAUGUGAAAAACUAAGAGUGCCUACGAGUGCUCGUUCCUUAGUCCAUAUGCGAUUGUAUUAUUCGGUUAUUUGUUUUACUCAAGGUGUUAAUUUAGUUUGUAUCAAAAUAAAUUAAAGAAAUGUAUCGAAACAA
Messenger RNA from Drosophila nasuta, 1062 nucleotides. It is a transcript of the gene Jhbp14, whose product is annotated as Juvenile hormone binding protein 14. The transcript has 4 exons. Gene Ontology annotation, biological process: multicellular organismal reproductive process. Lineage: Eukaryota; Metazoa; Arthropoda; Insecta; Diptera; Drosophilidae. The record is from RefSeq and is a predicted model, not a curated record. Bases 124 to 918 code for a protein of 264 amino acids.